CUCAAGGCACGGCUGCGCGCGCUGCAGGAGCCGCUCUGGGCGCUGGAAGAAGCAUUGCUGCCGCGGCUGGCGCGGCUGCCCGCCGCCGUCGACCCGCGCACGCCGGUCGCCGACACAUUCGAGCCGGUGCCAGCGGAGCCGGAGGCGGCCGAGCGCGCGCCGUUGCCCGCCGCCGACCCGCUGCUGCCGGACGUCGAGCCGUCGGCUGUCAGCCCCGGCGCCUACUAUCUGCACGGCGCGGCGGCCGGCUGCGAGCAGGCGCUGGUCGAGUACGCGUGUCAUGCGCUGGCGGCGGCCGGCUUCCAGCGCGUCAGCUGCCCGGACACGGUGAAAAGCCUUGUGGCCGAGGGCUGCGGGCUCGAGUUCGCCGACCCGGCGCAGGUGGCGCGACUGGCGGCUUGCCACGAGGGCACCGCCGGCUCGCCGCUCGGCCUGCACCUGGUGGGCGGCGCCUCGCUGCCGGCCGUCUGCGCGCUGCUGGCCAAGAGCCGACAGCCGGCCGACGCGCUGCCGGUGCGCCUGUUCGCCAGCGGACGGCUGUACCGG
Molecule: messenger RNA, 546 nt
Organism: Pollicipes pollicipes
Lineage: Eukaryota; Metazoa; Arthropoda; Thecostraca; Pollicipedomorpha; Pollicipedidae
Product: serine--tRNA ligase, mitochondrial
Exons: 2
Biological process (GO): seryl-tRNA aminoacylation
Molecular function (GO): ATP binding; serine-tRNA ligase activity
Source: RefSeq, a predicted model, not a curated record